AUGAAGCUGUCCGCUCUCCUCCCCGUUGCUCUCCUCGCCGGCCUCUCGUCCGCGCAAAACGCCAACGACGGCCGCUGGACCAACCAGGCCAACUUCCAAAAGGACAUCCUCGACACCACCAACAAAUACCGGUGGGAGCACGGCGCCAACAACGUCCACUGGAACGCGACGCUCGCCAACUUCGCCAAGAGCUACCUCGACCGCAGCAACUGCAACUUCGCGCACUCGGGCGGCCCCUACGGCGAGAACAUCGCCUACGGCUACCAGGCCCCCGGGGACGCCAUCCGCGCCUUCGGCGACGAGCGCAAGGACUACAACUUCAACGCCCCCGGCUGGCAGCCCAAGGCCGGCCACUUCACCCAGCUCGUCUGGAAGAGCACAAACGCUGUCGGCUGCGCGGCGAGGCACUGCGGGAACAACAUGCGCUUCUACCUCGUGUGCGAGUACUCGCCUCGCGGUAACAUUGUCAACGCCGGUUACUUCAAGGACAAUGUCGGUCGCAGGAUCCAUUAG
Molecule: messenger RNA, 513 nt
Organism: Purpureocillium lilacinum
Lineage: Eukaryota; Fungi; Ascomycota; Sordariomycetes; Hypocreales; Ophiocordycipitaceae
Cellular component (GO): extracellular region
Source: RefSeq, a predicted model, not a curated record